Molecule: messenger RNA, 1920 nt
Organism: Sporothrix brasiliensis 5110
Lineage: Eukaryota; Fungi; Ascomycota; Sordariomycetes; Ophiostomatales; Ophiostomataceae
Product: Ran exchange factor Prp20/Pim1
Exons: 1
Coding region: 1-1920 (639 amino acids)
Cellular component (GO): cytoplasm
Molecular function (GO): guanyl-nucleotide exchange factor activity
Source: RefSeq, a predicted model, not a curated record
AUGCCUCCUCGGAAAGCUACCACAACAGCCAAGGCGGCAGCGCCCGCUCCGAAGAAGACAGCUGCUGCUGCUAAAGCAGACAAGGUCGCUCCGGCAAAGGCUGCUCCCGCAAAGGCGGCAUCGACAGCGACCAAGCGCAAGCGGGCGGCCGACGAUGAUGAGCCUGUACCCAAGACCAACGGCGUGAACGGUGUUGUCCAUGGCGACGCGAAGCCUGCGAAGAAGGCAAAGAAGGAGACCACACCUACGCCUCCUGCUGCCACCAAGAAGACUGCUGCUCCUCGCGCCAAGACGCCCGCUGCUGCUGCCGAUGCCGACAAGGAAAACUCCGCGCCCACGACCAACGGCGACAAAACCACCAAGAAGCGCGCCAAGUCGACCACGCCUGCACCGCCUGCGGCCAAGGCCAAGGUGGCCAAGGUGAGCGCUGCAGCGAAGCGCAAGGCGGAGGCCGAGAAGACGGCUGCUGAAGCCGAGGCGAAAGACAAGAAGGAGGAGGAGGAGGAGAAGGCGGCGGCGCCGGCCACCAAGAAGGCCAAGGCCCCCAAGGCCGCCACCACUGCCGCCGCCAUCAAGCCGGCCGACAAGAUCGGCGUCAAGAUCAACGACGCGCCCACCAAGCCGCUCGAGAUCUUUGUCUUUGGCGAGGGCAGCGCCGGCGAGCUCGGCCUGGGCGCCGUGGCCGUCAAUGGCAAGAAGCCCGUGGACGUCAAGCGCCCGCGCCUCAACGCCAACCUGGACCCCAGCAAGGUCGGCGUCGUCCAGGUGGCCACCGGCGGCAUGCACUCGGUCGUCCUCACCAAGGACAACAAGAUUCUGACGUGGGGCGUGAACGACCAGGGCGCCCUGGGCCGCGACACCACCUGGGACGGCGGCUUGCGUGAUGCCGACGCCGACGACGACGGCUCGGACAGCGACAGCGACGACGACGACACCGGCCUCAACCCCCACGAGAGCACGCCCGGCGAGAUCGACACGUCGGGCGUCGUGCCCGGUACCAAGUUCGUCCAGGUCGUCGCCAGCGACAGCGCCUCGUUUGCGCUGACGGAGGACGGCCGCGUCUACGGCUGGGGCACGUUCCGCGCCUCCGACGGCAUCCUGGGCUUCUCGCGCUUCGUGGACGUGCAGAAGACGCCUGUGCUGCUGCCGGAGCCCAAGAAGAUCAAGGCCCUGGCCACGGGCUCCAACCACAUCCUGGCUCUCGACGCCAAGGGCAAGCUCUUCACCUGGGGCUGCCCCGAGCAGAACCAGCUGGGCCGCCGCUGCGUCCAGCGCGACAUCAAGGAGUCUGCUCUGCGGCCCGGCGGUGUCGGUUUCAAGCGCGGCGUCCACAUCGCCAAGAUCGCGUGCGGCUCGUACCACAGCUUCGCGCUCGACCAAAAGGGCCAGGUCUACGCCUGGGGCCUCAACAACUUUGGCCAGCUGAACGUGGAGCAGGGCGCGGGCGACACGGACGCCACGGUCCUGAACGCCACCAUCAUCGAGGGCCUCGCGGGCCACCGCGUCGCCGACAUUGACGGCGGCGAGCACCACUCGGUCGCCUGCACGGCCGACGGCAAGCUCUUCACGUGGGGCCGCAUCGACGGCCACCAGCUGGGCUUUGCAAAGUCCUUUUUCAACGAGGCGAACGCCAUCUUUGACGAGUACGGCAAGCCGCGCAUCCUCAAGGCGCCGACGCUCGUGUCGGGCGCCCCCACCAACGUGGCAGCCGUCGACGCCGGCACCGACAACACCUUUGCGCUGACGCGCGACGGCAAGGUCUACUCGUGGGGCUUCUCGGGCAACUACCAGACGGGCCAGGGCACCAUCGACGACAUUGAGACGCCGACGCUGAUUGACAACACGGCCGUGCACGACAAGAAGCUGGUGUUUGCCGGUGCUGGUGGCCAGUUCUCCAUACUGGCCAGCGUGGCGGAAUAA